Asparagus officinalis (garden asparagus) is the source of this 771-nucleotide messenger RNA. Its product is annotated as heavy metal-associated isoprenylated plant protein 39-like. Lineage: Eukaryota; Viridiplantae; Streptophyta; Magnoliopsida; Asparagales; Asparagaceae. Gene Ontology annotation, molecular function: metal ion binding. The coding region runs from base 108 to 527 and encodes 139 amino acids. The transcript has 3 exons. The record is from RefSeq and is a predicted model, not a curated record.
UCAGAACUCUCUCCCCUCUUCUUGUACUCUUUUCAGCUCCCCAUUUUCUCCCCAAAUUUAUAUCUAAUCAUUUUAUUGCAUUCACAUUCACUUGCACAGAGAGAGCUAUGAAGAAAAUUGUGUUGAAAGUGGAGUUACAUGAUGACAGAGCCAAACAAAAAGCUCUCAAGGCUGUUUCAUCUAUCCCAGGGAUAGAUUCGAUCGCCGCGGACAUGAAAGAGCAAAAGCUGACUGUCACAGGCUCAGUAGAUCCAGUGACUAUAGUGAGCAAACUAAGAAAACUAUGGCACACGGAGCUUUUCUCCGUCGGGCCGAAGGAAGCGCCGAAGAAGGAUGAAACCAAGAAAGAGGAGCCCAAGGGGGAGGAAGGAGAGAAGAAGGAGGAACCAGAUAAGAAGCUUGAUCCGCAGGAACAAUUCUACCAAGAGCUUGUGAAGGCAGCUUAUAGGAACUACGAUCCUCAUAUGACCGCCAACUAUUACGUGCAGAGCGCAGAGGAGAAUCCAAAUGGUUGCGUUGUUGCAUGAUGAGAGGAACAAAGAUUCAGGAGUCGAGAGCUUUGUGGUAGUUAUUUGAUGGCUUGGGAGUGUUUUCUGUCGCAGUAAAUAUUGUUAUUGGCGGUAAUGAGUGUAAAUAAAUAGUUACUGUCUAUGGUUAGGGUUAGUACAGUUUAAUUUUGAGUCCAUGUGAUAAGUUUUUAUGUGUUACGUGGACGAUUAUGUCAAUUUUUUAAUGUUUUGGUAGGUUAUGAAUAUAGGUCUUGUAUAUAUG